GAUGUCUUGUUUCUUACAUUGCCGAGUUUGGAAGACGCUUUUAGUGGAAACUAGGAGAAAUUGGUUACUUUUGCAGGGCUUUCGAAGAUUUAGUGUAGAUAUUAGUUGUGCAAAACAAGGUUUGGUGAUAGGCUGCGGUAGCAAUGUUGUGGAUCUUUUUGUCCGUGUGAGCCAGUUACCCCUCCAAUCAAGCAAGGUUAUUUUAUCGCACGAUAUUGAUAUAAAAACAGAAUUGCCAACUCUCUCUUGUUCCGAUAUCUGUGUUGGUGGUGUAACUUUAAAUCAUUUAUCUUGGGCCUCUCGUUUUGGUGUUCCUUGUGGCCUUUUGGCAGCCCAAGGAACAGACUCUCAUGGUCGGUUAAUCCGAGAAGCUUGUGAGCAGUUUGAAAUAUCUACAAAUUGCAUAGUUGUUUCUUCCCUUUAUAAAUCUUCAUCCAGUGUUGUAUUCUAUGAUUCAAAGGGAGAACGUAGCAUCCUCAUGACACCAGGGGCUACCAGUUUGAUGGACGCCGAUUUUAUGAAAGAGCAUUUUAGUUCUAGUCUGGACAAGGCGUGCAUUUUCACUAGUGAAAUUUCACAGGUACCUUUAUCUGGUGUUUUGUACUUAUUGAAGCUUGCCUCAGAGAAAGGAAUAGCAAGUGUGCUUGAUGUGGAUGUCUCAUUAAGUGCUGCUUGUCGUCAUGGGAAUACUACUGCUCUUGGAAGUGAAUCGGAGUUCAUGGAUUGUCUAAAUAUUGCUUCUGUCGUGAAAUUUUCUCUUUCGGAGUCCAAGAGUCUGUUUCGAUAUUUAUGCCCUUCAGCAUCUUAUGCUUCAGAAUUGGAAAGUGAAGAGUCCAUCUUACAACUUUCUAAUUGUCUGUUUGCCAAACUGGAUUCAGCAAAGUUGAUUAUUGUAACUAUGGGUAGUCAAGGCUCUAUUUUGACUAGUAACUUUGGUUCAGUUUUUGUUCCAAGCCUGAGUAAAAAGCCCGUUGUAGAUACUACCGGCGCUGGUGACGCGUACCUUGGAGGAAUUAUUGCAGGUCUUUAUCACUUUGGGUUUCCCGAAAGUGAAUCAAGUCUCCUCUCUCUUGGGCAAGUUGCUUCCCGUUGUGCGUCACUUUGCUGUAGCGUUGUUGGUGGCCUUGCUUCUUUGGAAGUGGAUCUAAAAAGGUUUUUGGUUGAUUUAGAAAAAAGUAGAGGAGAAGAAAGAGCUGUGUUGCUGGAGUCGGAUUAACACCAGAUGUGUUUUAGAUAA
This is a messenger RNA of Galdieria sulphuraria, 1237 nucleotides long. RefSeq names its product fructokinase. NCBI's taxonomy places the organism in Eukaryota, Rhodophyta, Bangiophyceae, Galdieriales, Galdieriaceae. Gene Ontology annotation, molecular function: kinase activity. The coding region runs from base 2 to 1216 and encodes 404 amino acids. The transcript is spliced from 2 exons. The record is from RefSeq and is a predicted model, not a curated record.